Molecule: messenger RNA, 3075 nt
Organism: Cucurbita moschata (crookneck pumpkin)
Lineage: Eukaryota; Viridiplantae; Streptophyta; Magnoliopsida; Cucurbitales; Cucurbitaceae
Product: probably inactive leucine-rich repeat receptor-like protein kinase IMK2
Exons: 2
Coding region: 263-2827 (854 amino acids)
Biological process (GO): protein phosphorylation
Molecular function (GO): protein binding; ATP binding; protein kinase activity
Source: RefSeq, a predicted model, not a curated record
AGCAUAAAAGAAUAAAGAGACUGACCCCAGCGUAUGCCUUCGCUAAAUCCUUCGUCCACCCUAAAUUACAACGACAUUUCAGGUCCUCACAUGCUUCAUCGGACCCAGACCAACUCCUUUCUCUCAGCUAAUCUAAUUUAUUUUUCUUCUUCUUCUUCUUCCCCUAUAAAACUUAUCGUCCCAACUUUCAGAAACCCUAGAAUAACCAGAGACACGAAAAGCCAUUCUGUUUUCCCUCUUAAACUGAAGUUUCUUUUUGUUCAUGGGAAAAACCCACAACCCUCUGAGUGAGUUUCAGGUAAACCCACUUCAGUUCAUGCAGAUUCCUGUAGCAAAAACAGCUGAUUGGGGCUCUAAAUCACCUAAUAAGAGCAGAAAGUGGAAGGGCCAACAAUGGAGAAGCUGUUCUUCAUACCUGAUUGCUCUCUUUUUUGCUCAUCUUUUGGCCUUUUCCCUUCAACCGGUCACUGGCCAGAUGUGGGACGGAGUGGCUGUUACACAAGGAGAUUUUCAAGCUCUUCAAGCUAUAAAACACGAACUCAUCGACCUAAAAGGAGCUUUGCGUAGCUGGAAUGGCAGUACUGGAGCUUGUUCCGGGCAGUGGACAGGAAUCAAGUGUGUGAAGGGGCAGGUCAUUGCUAUACAGCUUCCAUGGAAGGCUCUUGCCGGCCGGAUUUCCGACAGGAUUGGGCAGCUCCGGGAACUUAGAAAGCUCAGCCUCCACGACAAUGUGAUCUCUGGCACAGUCCCUCGGUCGCUCGGCUUCCUUCCAAAUCUCAGAGGAAUUUAUCUUUUCAACAACAGAUUCUCAGGUUCUAUUCCUCCUACAAUUGGUAAUCUUCCCCUUCUUCAAACUCUUGAUUUGAGCAACAAUUUGCUCACAGGAGAAAUUCCUUCUGGUCUAGCAAAUUCUACCAAAUUGAUUAGAGUUAAUCUGAGUUACAAUUCAUUGUCGGGAUCUAUCCCAAGUAGCUUUACGCAGUCGUUUUCUCUUACAAUUCUCGCCCUUCAGCACAACAAUAUUUCUGGGACCGUCCCAGAUUCUUGGGGUGGUCGAACUUGCCCACUUGCGGUUAUAACGCUUGAUCAUAAUGCAAUAUCUGGGGCAAUUCCAGCUUCCUUGAGUAAACUGGAAUGGCUUCAAGAGAUUUCGAUCAGUGAAAAUAAGAUCUCUGGGGCUAUACCAGAUGGAAUAGGCAGGCUGAAGAGACUUCGCCAUUUGGAUCUGUCGAACAACGUCAUUAAUGGUGGCUUCCCUUCAAGUUUCUCCAAUCUAUCCUCUCUUGAAUUAUUGAAUGUUGAAAAUAAUCGCCUGGAAAGCCAGAUUCCAGGAGAUAUUGAUAGAUUGCAGAAUCUCUCAGUGGUCAAGCUUGGGAAGAAUCGAUUUAGUGGUGAGAUUCCUGCAAGUUUGGGGAACAUUUCUGCUAUUACCCAACUUGAUUUCUCAGAAAAUAACUUCACGGGACAGAUUCCAACAUCGCUGGCCAGUUUGUUGAAUCUGACCUCUUUCAACGUCUCUUACAACAAUCUCUCUGGCCCUGUCCCGGUUCUCUUAUCAAAUAAGUUCAAUGCGAGCUCCUUUGUAGGGAACCUUCAACUGUGUGGUUUUAGUGCUUCAACUCCAUGUCAACCUGCAUCCUCCCCACAGAAUAGUACAACUCCAUCAUCUGAGGUCCGGAAACCGCAUCGCCGCCGCAAACUCAGUGUGAAGGACAUAAUUCUGAUAGCCGCUGGAGCUCUGUUGGUGCUUCUUCUGCUUCUCUGCUCAAUUUUGCUGUGUUGUUUGUUAUCAAAAAGAGCUGCUGCUAGAAAGAAUGACAAAACGGCUGGCAAGCAAGCGACAGCGAGAAGCAUCGAGAAGGAAGCACCAGGCAGCACCGAAGUGGGGACGGGUGAAGCCGGAGGAAAACUAGUUCAUUUUGAUGGGCCAUUUGUUUUCACUGCUGAUGAUCUUCUGUGUGCGACUGCGGAGAUCAUGGGCAAGAGCACAUAUGGAACAGCAUAUAAAGCAACAUUAGAAGAUGGUAAUGAAGUUGCAGUGAAAAGAUUGAGGGAAAAAACAACAAAAGGGCAGAAGGAAUUUGAAACUGAAGUUGUGGCACUCGGGAAAAUUAGACACCCAAAUCUACUUGCUCUUAGAGCUUACUACAUAGGCCCCAAAGGAGAGAAGCUUCUUGUCUUUGAUUACAUGCCUAGAGGAAGUCUCUCUUCCUUCCUUCAUGCUCGCGGGCCGGAAACCAUGGUCGAUUGGCCAAUGAGGAUGAAAAUAGCGAUCGGAAUCACGCAAGGCUUGAACUACCUCCACACAGAGGAGAAUCUAAUUCAUGGGUACCUCACGUCCAGCAACAUUCUGCUGGAUGAUCAAACCAAUGCUCGGAUUGCAGAUUUUGGGCUUCCUAAGCUCAUGACUUCAGCUGCAGCCACAAAUGUGAUUGCCACUGCAGGAACACAGGGCUAUAAUGCACCAGAGCUAACAAAAACCAAGAAAACCACAACAAAGACAGAUGUCUACAGCCUUGGAGUCAUAAUAUUGGAACUUUUGACAGGAAAAUCUCCUGGAGAAGCCAUGGAUGGAAUGGAUUUACCUCAGUGGGUGGCCUCAAUAGUAAAGGAGGAGUGGACAAAUGAAGUGUUUGAUCUGGAGCUUAUGAAAGACGCACCAAAUAUUGGUGAUGAACUGCUGAACACCUUAAAACUAGCCCUGCAUUGUGUCGAUCCAUCACCAGCUGCUCGGCCAGACAUUCAGCAAAUUCUCCAGCAACUGGAGGAAAUUAAGACUUCUACUUCUGGUGAGGAUAGCGCCAAAACUCAACCAGCAACUGAAUAGCUACAUAUAGAGAGAAAAUUAUAGAUUACCGCCAAGAUGGGAAGAACAUAGAGGUAUUGUUAUUUUAUUUGGUAUAGUAUAGUGGAGAUUAGAGAAGAGUUGUAUUCUUUUAUUUUUGGUCAGUUAGUAUUUGAAUUAUUCUUUUAUUCAUAUUGAUUCUAAGUGCAUAUUUAUUAUUGAUGGAGAUACAAGUAUAAUACGACCCUUCUGUAAUGUAUUUUAAGCUGAUUGUGAGUUUCAGUUUUUCA